Molecule: messenger RNA, 1041 nt
Organism: Sabethes cyaneus
Lineage: Eukaryota; Metazoa; Arthropoda; Insecta; Diptera; Culicidae
Product: homeobox protein abdominal-A homolog
Exons: 8
Coding region: 76-1041 (321 amino acids)
Biological process (GO): negative regulation of transcription by RNA polymerase II; anterior/posterior pattern specification
Cellular component (GO): nucleus
Molecular function (GO): DNA-binding transcription factor activity, RNA polymerase II-specific; RNA polymerase II cis-regulatory region sequence-specific DNA binding
Source: RefSeq, a predicted model, not a curated record
CAGACCCCAAACUCCGAAGGUAGUCCAUUAACAACAGGCAGUGAAGGUAGCCCCAAUUCGCCACCAACUAGCAAAAUGUAUCCAUUCGUAUCCAAUCACCCGACGACGCACACCAGCUACUCGACGAUGCCAGGCUUCUCAGGACUGGAUGACAAAUCGUGCAGCAGUAGAUACACGGAGAGUGUAAUGAACAGCUAUCCGCCGAUGGGAGUCCCGGGAAGUGCCAGCAUCGCGCAGUUCUACCAGCAAGCGGCCGCCGUGUCGGCAGCUUCCGCCGGCGUCGGUGUCGACUCGCUCGGAUCGGCCUGCUCACAGCUGUCGUCGUCCGUCGGCGGUGGCCAGUCUGGUCUUCCUGACAUUACCCGCCAUCCGUGGCUAGUGACCGCAUCCCAGUCCGCGUUACAGAAAUUUGCCAGUACAGAUUGGAUGAGUAAUCCCUUCGAUCGAGUGGUGUGCGGCGAUUUUGCAGGCCCGAACGGAUGCCCCCGUCGACGAGGCCGUCAGACGUACACCCGCUUCCAGACUCUGGAACUGGAGAAAGAAUUUCACUUCAACCACUAUCUCACCCGCCGACGAAGAAUUGAAAUCGCACAUGCCCUGUGUCUGACCGAGAGGCAAAUUAAGAUUUGGUUCCAAAAUCGUCGGAUGAAGCUAAAGAAGGAACUGCGAGCGGUAAAGGAAAUUAACGAACAGGCACGGCGUGAACGCGAAGAGCAAGACAAGAUGAAGAACGAAUCUUUGAAAUCCGCCCAGCAGCACCACAGUCACAAGCAGCAGGAACAGACGAUCGUCGGUUCCCAGCAGUCCAGUGGAGGCGGAGGCGGUGGCAGCACUAGCCUUGGCAGCCAUCUACACCAUCCGUCGAUAGUGGCACAAAACGAUCUAAAGCUGGGCCUCGGCAGCAUGGGCGUUGGCGUCGGAGGGAAUCUCAGUAUGAUGGGAGGUCUGGAUAAUAAAACCAAUCAGGAUAUACUAAAAGCAGUGAUGCAACAUAACAAAAGCGCAAACCUGAAUACUAGAGACGUCGUCGGUUCAAUUUAA